UUCUUUUUCCAUCCCGACAUCUGGUUUGAACUUCAGCGAGCUGCCUGCUCAGGAGACCCGCCAACGCGCCUGCAUUGCAGCCAGGCAGGUGAUUUUUGUGAAGCUCCGGGAGGACCCGCCUGGCUCAGCCCCGCUCCAUCGGGGUAGGGGCACUUGUCCGGGCACGGGGGACCCAGGCCAAAAGCCAGAAGGGAGCGAUGGAUGCAUCCCUCCCAUGCCUGCGGGUCGGAUGCCGCCUGGCAACGGGAGCGCAGGUUUCCAUGGCAGUGCAAACAAGAGACGGGCGACCGGAGCUGAGCAGAGCUGUGCUGCGGCCACGUCCACGUGCCCCUCUGACCACGGAUCCCCCACGGACAGGAACCCAGAUGACCUCUCCUUUGGGGUCAAAGAUGCCAUCUCCACAUAAAGAGUCAACAUCUAAAAGUCUUUCUUCCAAACCUGGAAUGGAAACCCAGCUUGUGCUGCCAGAAUGCCCAGAAGAAGAUGAAGAAAACCCAAUGAAAAAUCCAUUUACAAUUCCUCCAGAUAUUGAUAUUUUCUCAAUAAGGGACAAGGAAAGAAAAAAGGCUAAGGCGGAACGUGAAAGGAUGAAGACCAUGAAAAUCCAUGAGAAAAUGACUUACUCCACUAAAAUAAAAGCAAAGCCAAAAGGGUUCAGGAAAGCUCUGCAAAAGGAAGAAGAAGAGGAGGCCAGAAAACAGCCAACAAAUGAAGAGAGACUGAAAACUCUUCAGGAGAGUCUUUCAUGGAAUAUAGCCAUUAAAAAAGAUUACCCAUUAGAAAAGGAGACCUUCCGUGACUACAUAAAUGACAGAAGAGAGAUAUUUUUACUUGAGUAUGCCAUGGCAGUAAAGCGAGAUGAGAUUCAAAGGAUGGAGAACAUAGCAAAGAACGAGGAAAGAAAACUGGAAAAGGCCGAAUACUACCUGGAGAAGGAUGCUGCCAUGUUUGAUGAGUUCCUGAAGGAGAACCAUAAAAACUCUGUUCAAGCCCUGAAAAUUGCUGAAAAAGAAACCGCAGCAAAGACAAAGAAAAUAACUGAGAUCCAGGCAAUCACUUCCCAAAUAGAGAACCUCCAAAGCGAUAUAUCCAGAUUCAAGAAUACUCUGCAGGAGUACAAGAUGUACAGGGACUUCCUCUAUCAACUAUCUCCGAAACAAUGGCAGGAGGAACAUGGAAAAAAGCACGCAAAGGAAAAGGAUUUGAAGGCAGCGUCCAAAGCUAAUGAAGGAAGUGCCUCUCCUCCCACCACCACAGAGCAGGGUGAGUGCCAGGGAAGAGCUACCCACUCCUCACUGGGACAGCCCCACACUCUAAAUGCGCGUCUCCUCUUGUCUCCAGGCCAGGGUCCGACAGCCAGGACAAAUGCUGUCAGUACGUACAGCACCAGUUAUGUGGAUGUGCCAAGUUCCCUGCUGUCUUCAAAAAGUUUGGAAUUCAGCUCAUUACAUGAGAUCAGGUCACAGCUCAAAAACUUCCUGAAGCCUCUAUCAACAAGGAAACUAAGUUCAUUGGAGGAUGCAGAAAGUGAAACCUGCUCGGACGAAGAUGAGGAGCCUGAGUUGUAUUUUACUGAUCCCCAACAACUGCUGUCUAUUUUCACGGAGAUGGAGGAAGAGAACUUGUCCUUCAUCCAGAAUUCCCAGGAGAUUGAGGAAAGUUUGGACAAGUUCCAACACACUUGCAUCACCACACAUGAAAGCAUGGAGAAGAAGUUAGCAGAGCUGAAACAGCAGGUAGUCACUCUCAAAUCCUCCAUUGCCAAGGAAGAAAAGAGACUAGCAGAUCUGAAGCUCAAAGUCCACCUCUUUUCCUCUGGAGAAUACAAAGCUGAUGACCAGGAUAAAAUGCUCACAAGCCUGAAUAAGAAGGUACUGGAAGUCUAUUGCCACUGCACUGGAGAAAAUGAGACAAACCUGGAGACAGUGCAGAUGUUAAUGGUGAUAGAAAAACAGCUCAAUGAUUUACUAGACAACCUGGAGAGAAUCCCACCAGCAAAGAUAGAACAGGCUGAGAAAGCCAAAAAAAAGGAACGGAGGAUAAGGCUCAGAGAGGAAAAGGUCAGACAACAGAAGCAGCAGCAAGAGGAAAGACUGCAACGGGCCCUGGAAAGAUCACAGGCAACUACAAAAAAAAAGAGCGGCAGGAGGCUGGUGUUUCGUUCCAACCCACCUGCCAGGAAAGAGAAGAAAAAGCAAAGCCAAGAACAAACGGAUAAGGAGAAGGAGGAACAACUCUAUUAUUUCACUUGACAGCACAGCCUUAACCACAGCACGGAGGGCUGAUGCUGCUAGAACACUUUUUCAUAGAUCUACAAUCUGUUUGUCUUUGGUCAGUUGAUGAACUUCACGGUCCCAUGAAAUUCCCUGUCUUCUACUCCAAGAUCCCAGGGAAAGCUGUUGUGAGGCAACCACUCUCCCCUCCCAUUGAUCUUCUGCCUAAGAAAAUAAAUUAAAAUUCUCUCCUCCUGCUUCUCAGGGUCCUGCUGGAAACAAUGCUUUUCUCAUUCAGUUUUUGACGCAAAUAGCACUAUCCCUACAAACCUGACCAGUGAGAUUUAUUGCAGUCCUGGGUAACAAUCUUUGUUACGGCACGACUAAGCCAGGCACCUACCAGACAUUUAUUAUAAUCACAAAUCUGUUGGCAGGACUAUAAAAAUCAAAGGCUACACUUUAAU
Molecule: messenger RNA, 2677 nt
Organism: Grus americana (Whooping crane)
Lineage: Eukaryota; Metazoa; Chordata; Aves; Gruiformes; Gruidae
Gene: CFAP100
Product: cilia and flagella associated protein 100
Exons: 14
Coding region: 198-2252 (684 amino acids)
Source: RefSeq, a predicted model, not a curated record